ACUGAAAAAGAAAAUAGAAAAUGAAACUACCCCUAAAGUGGAAGUUAUUUCUUUGUGCAUUCUUAAUUAGCUGUGGUGACUGUCUCAGCCAUGACUAUAUAAAGUAGAUGGUCGUGGCUCCUUCCAGAACCCCAGACAACCAGAGGAAGUGACUGCCAGCUCACAGCCCUUGACAGAAUCUCUUCAAUGGAGCCCUGUUGGCAAAUCCUCAAAGAAUUCCACAUAGAUGAAGAUGUUGGCUUUGCUCUUCCAAAUCCACUGGAGGAGCUGCCCAGUGAUUAUGAUCCAUGGAUGGUCAUUGCCAGAAAUAUACCUGAAUUGAUUAAAACCAGACAGCUUCGAGCGGAAGUUGAGAAGGUGCCAUUACUCGGCAUUGACCAACUCAAGGAGCACAGGCAACAGCGUCUUGGCCGUCUAGCCCUGGGGUACAUCACCAUGGCCUACGUGUGGGACCAAGGGGAUGGAGACAUCCGAAAGGUCUUGCCAAGAAAUAUUGCCGUUCCUUACUGCCAACUCUCUGAAAAGCUGGGACUGCCUCCUAUUCUCGUAUAUGCAGACUGUGUCUUGGCAAACUGGAAGAAAAAGGAUCCCAGCGGACCCAUGACCUACGAAAACAUGGACAUCUUGUUCCACUUUCCUGGUGGAGAAUGCAGUAAAGGAUUUUUCCUGAUUUCCCUAUUGGUGGAACUAGCUGCUGCUUCUGCAAUUAAGAUAAUUCCUGUUUUGUUCAGCGCUGUGCAACAACAGAAGCAGGAUUCUUUGCAGAAGGCACUUGAGGAUAUCAGUGGCUGCCUGAAGAAAGCCCUUAAAGUGUUUGAGCAAAUCCACGAACAUGUGGAUCCAAAGUUAUUCUUCAAUGUUCUUCGCAUAUAUUUGUCUGGUUGGAAUGACAACUCCCAGCUGCCAGAAGGUCUGCUCUAUGAAGGGGUCUGGGACACCCCAAGGAAGUGUGCUGGGGGUAGUGCGGCCCAAAGCAGCAUCUUCCAGUGCUUUGACGUUCUGCUGAGCAUUCGACAGAGUGAUGGUGGAGAAUCUGCCGCUGCAUUCCUGCAGGAGAUGAGGACAUACAUGCCACCAGCUCACCGAGGCUUUUUGGGAUCGCUGGAGGCAGCUCCAUCCAUCCGGGAGUUUGUCCUUUCCAAAAAGGAUGCGGGCCUAAGGGAAGCAUAUGACAAGUGUGUGAAGGCACUGGUUGAUCUCAGGAACUAUCACCUGCAAAUAGUCACCAAGUACAUUGUGAUUCCUGCACGUCAGAAGAGCGGGAAAAAUGGAAAGGCAGAAGAACCCUCGGAGCUGGAAAACCAAGGAACCGGGGGCACAGAUGUCAUGAAUUUCCUGAAGACUGUUAGAGGAACAACUGAGAAAUCCCUUCUGAAGGAAGGUUGAGGCAGUCUGAGCAGAAGCAUAAAUUAGGAAGACUUUAUAGGUUCCACAAGCUCCCAUCACAGCUCAUGCUAUCAGAUUCAUGAAUUAACAAUAUCAAAACACUCCAUCAAGUAUCACUCU
Messenger RNA from Ochotona princeps (American pika), 1506 nucleotides. It is a transcript of the gene IDO1, whose product is annotated as indoleamine 2,3-dioxygenase 1. The coding region runs from base 187 to 1386 and encodes 399 amino acids. The record is from RefSeq and is a predicted model, not a curated record. Gene Ontology annotation, cellular component: cytoplasm. The transcript has 10 exons. Lineage: Eukaryota; Metazoa; Chordata; Mammalia; Lagomorpha; Ochotonidae. Gene Ontology annotation, molecular function: heme binding; metal ion binding; L-tryptophan 2,3-dioxygenase activity. Gene Ontology annotation, biological process: 'de novo' NAD+ biosynthetic process from L-tryptophan.